GCAUAUUAACCGUUCAAUAAACAUGAUUUUAACAUUACGCGACCGGUAGAAAGUUGUUUAUCAUGGCGACCCCUCUAAAAAGUGUGAGUUUUGAGGUGUUUGGAAAAGUUCAAGGAGUGUUUUUUAGAAAGCACACGCAGAGUGAAGCAAAGAAAUUAGGACUUACAGGAUGGGUCCAGAACACACAGGGUGGUACAGUGAUUGGUUGCAUUGAAGGACCAGAAGAUAAAAUAAAAAUCAUGAAAAAAUGGCUUCAAGAAACAGGUAGUCCAAAAUCCAGAAUUGAGAAAUGUGUAUUCAAGGAUGAAAAGAAAGUGGAUUCAAAACAUUUUCAUGGGUUUACAGUAAAUCAUUAAGAUAUUUUUGAAUCAAUUUUUUUUUACCACAAAAGAUAUAACUACAGAUGAUAUUGUGAGAUUUUACUCAGUUGUUUUCAUAAGCCACUCUAUGAUUUUAAAAACAUUUUGGUAGUUCACUUUACAAAAUAUAUUCUAAUGGUGGAGGAAAAUAUUUGUUAUUUCCGCUUCCUAUUGUACAUAUGUAAAUUUUGCCAAAUCUUUCAUCACCAACUAACACAUUCAGUAACUGCUAGGAAGUGGUGCUGCCAUUUUUAUCACAUAUUUUUUUCUGUGACUUACUCGUAUAUUAGAAAAAAAUAAUAACAAUACAUUCAUAAGCCUAUGAUGUAUUUAGUCAUUUAGGUAUUUACACAAAAAAAGUUUUGCUGUUUGAAAAAGUUAUUUUUAAUUUGAUACAUUUUCUCACAUUUUACAAAAAGAUGAAACCCUAUUGUUCACAUGAUAGUGCCCUCGGAAUUUUUUAUAAAACACAAUCAAAAACCCGAUAUCAGGGUAAAAAUGUCAGGCUAGGACGAUAGAUGUUUGUAUAACAAGUUACUAUUGAGUUUUUCAGGGUAUGCUAACAAUUGAGGACUGUUUUUUUCAUUUUUUAGACUUAUUGUUUUUAACUGCAUUCAGCCUCUUUACAAAGGCAAAUUUUGUUUUAAAUUUAGAAUGCAGUAUUGUAUGUGAUACCUUGUGAACUAGAUAAUCCCUGUAUCUGUCUCAGAAUAUGGUUUGCAGAUAUCAACAUUAGUAUACAAAUGAUCUGUCUUGAGUUGUGUAAAGUUGCAAUAUAUUAUUGUGUGAACUGUCUGCCAUUGAGGUGAAUCUAGCUAAAUUGUAUGGCUGUUUGAUAAUAAACCUGUUCGUUACAAGAAAGUAUUUAAUCAUUCUAGCUUACUUUGUUUUAAUUUUGUAAUAAUUCUCUUGAUUCUUUGGUAAUAUAUAAUUUAAAAUAUUUUAUAACUCGUCUCAAUGGUUAUCAUAAUGUAAUAUUUCUAUACGGGUUACAAAAAUAAUAAAAAAUAGUUGAGAUAUG
Messenger RNA from Physella acuta, 1380 nucleotides. Its product is annotated as acylphosphatase-2. Gene Ontology annotation, molecular function: acylphosphatase activity. The record is from RefSeq and is a predicted model, not a curated record. NCBI's taxonomy places the organism in Eukaryota, Metazoa, Mollusca, Gastropoda, Physidae.